Molecule: messenger RNA, 2390 nt
Organism: Trematomus bernacchii (emerald rockcod)
Lineage: Eukaryota; Metazoa; Chordata; Actinopteri; Perciformes; Nototheniidae
Gene: stx10
Product: syntaxin-10
Exons: 9
Coding region: 41-784 (247 amino acids)
Biological process (GO): Golgi vesicle transport
Cellular component (GO): membrane
Source: RefSeq, a predicted model, not a curated record
CGCAUGCGCGUGAAGAGAACAGGAAGUAACGUUCAGCAUCAUGUCAGUAGAAGACCCAUUUUUCGUUGUGAAAGGAGAGGUGCAGAAGGCCCUCUCUCGUGCUCGGGGGCUGUUUGACAGAUGGGAGGAGCUGCUGCAGGAAGGCACUCAGGUCAGUCGGGAUGAGCUGGACUGGAGUGCCAACGAGCUGAGGAACUGUCUGAGGGCCAUCGACUGGGACCUGGAGGACCUCAGUGAGACCAUCAGUAUCGUGGAGUCGAACCCAGGGAAGUUCAGACUGGGAGACGAUGAGCUCCAGGAGAGGAGAGCCUUCGUGGAGCGCACCAGGACGUCUGUGCAGGAGAUGAAGGAUCAUCUGUCCAGCCCUUCUUCAGUGGCUCAGGCCGAGAAGAAGAACAGAGAGGCUCUUCUGACAUCAUCAGGUCAGGACAAGUCGACGGGACUGGAGUCUCAUCUGGUGUCGGCAAACUCCAGAUACAUGCAGGAGCAACAGGAGCAGCAGCAGCUGAUCAUGGAGGACCAGGACGAGCAGCUGGAGUUGGUGUCUGGCAGCAUCAGAGUCCUCAAAGACAUGUCGGGACGCAUCGGGGACGAGCUGGACGAGCAGGCUGUCAUGUUGGGGGACUUUGGAGACGAGAUGGAUCAGACGUCGUCCCGGAUGGACUCUGUCCUGAAGAAGCUGGAGAAGGUGUCUCACAUGACCAGCAGUCGGAGACAGUGGUGUGCCAUCGGUGUUCUGGUCACCAUAAUGAUCGUCGUCCUCAUCCUGUUCUUCGCUCUCUGAUGGCAGUGACCUCUGACCUCUCUGAUACACUCCUCCCUGAUAGGACGGACUCCUCCUCUGUGCUUUCAGUGAUUCUAGUGAAAGGGAAACAACUUGAGCGGAAGGGGUUUAACGCCCCGGUGCUAUUUCACAUUGGUGCAUUUCGGUUAUAUUUGAAAAUAACGGUACGGUACAAGAAGAAGCUGCUGCUGCUGCCAGGUCAAAAUUAAAAACCUGUUUAGCAAAUCGAGAUAUUUUUACGUCAACUUUUGAAAUGAAGACUCUGUCCUAUAGCAGUCAAAUUAGUUUGGUUGAUAAAUUAGUGAACAUCUUGGGCAGUAGCGGUAGGAAACGGCACUUACACACUUCAGUUCUAGUUCCUUUUAUUUGGGAAAACUACAAAAAAGUGUCUUGUGUUCAUCGUCAUUAUUAAAUCUUUAAUGAUGCUGAACUUUAAUGAACCACAAACAUAUUUGUAUUUUUAAGACAGUGAUAAAUCAGGAUUAAUUAACUGUUAAAUCAAUUAAGAUGCCGUUCUUCGUGCAGCGUGGGAGGGUUAGGGGUUUUUCAGUGUUGCCUUAAAUAUAUUUUUAUAUAUCGUGAAAUGUGCAGUAUGUUUAUGUGCCUACGUGUGAAUCAAGUCCUAGUCAUCAUGCUAAAAAGAAGUGACAGUUCGUCCAGAAUCAGUGAAAUGAGAUGCUGUCUGCUGGACUGGAAGAAGGAAACCAUGCCAGUCCAGCAGACAGCAUCUUAAAAAAAAAAAAAAAACUGAUCAGCAUAUUUCAGUGAGUCAGCUCUGAAAUCAGCAGCAGUCAAAACAAAAGCAUGUAGACUCAUAGUAGCUCGAGGCAGUUCCUCCUUGACACCAGACGCUCUCACACUUUCUCAGCGGACUGCAACGUUUUAUUGGUGAAGUCUGGUCUUGCAGCACUCGAUUGGCAGAGGCUUUGUUCCUCUCAACCUUGUCUGGGAGCGAAUGGGUUUGCUGUGUUUGAUUGAAAAGCUUUAUCUAAGGAGAGGAGGAACAGUUGCUGGGCAGGAAGGCUCGCAGGCGGCUCAGUUUUAGGCUCGCAGCGCCCUCUGCUGGACGCUGAAGGUCAUGGUGGUUCUUUGUGUCAUGUCAGGUUACUCUACCCACGCAAGGGUGUGUUGCAGUGCUGUACAAUGCUUUCUGUAAAUGCACAUUACUCCUGUACAAAGGCUUUAUGCAGAAAUGUAUUUUAAAUCCCGCUUGAUUUGUCUUUUUACUUGUGUUUUUUUGCCUUAAAUGAAAUUAUCAAAUAAGACGUUUAAUGACAUUUCCAUUGCUUUUUUUUUUACCAAAGCAGUCGGAGGUCAGAUGGCCUGUGGAUUUAAUGCAACGGUCUUCUAAUCUUCAUGUGUGCUUUUAAUGUGCUUUUACAUAUUCAUGCUCUCACUCUUUAAAUGCUUCAGUGGGGAAAAUGUCUGCAGCAUAAAUGAACCUCAUGUGGUUUCUGUUCAUGAGUCACUCAGACCUCUGCACAGAGGGAGGAGGUCUGCAGGUACAGGACUCUCAUCAUGGAAGGAUUUAUAUUGUAUUUCCUUAAUGUUCAGGCUCUCUGUUCACAUUUCACUACAUCUAUAUAAACUGUAUGAUACUGUUUCA